This is a messenger RNA of Acanthosepion pharaonis, 1182 nucleotides long. The record is from the annotation of a GenBank genome assembly. Lineage: Eukaryota; Metazoa; Mollusca; Cephalopoda; Sepiida; Sepiidae.
AUGUUGCAAGAGGAAAUUCUCCCAUCCCUACUAAACGAGGAAGGUGACUACCCUGUUUACUUCCGGCAAGAUGAAGCUCCACCACAUUAUGGUCAUCAACCUUUUUUUUUCAACCUUUUCUCCUUUCACUUACGUUUUCCUCCUUAUUCUCUCUUUCUCUUUCUGUCUUCUUCCUCUUCGUUAUUUUUUUUUACAGCCUUUUUUUUUUCAACCUUUUCUCCUUUCACUUACGUUUUCCUCCUCAUUCUCUCUUUCUCUUUCUGUCUUCUUCCUCUUCGUUAUUUUUUUACAGCCUUUUUUUUUCAACCUUUUCUCCUUUCACUUACGUUUUCCUCCUUAUUCUCUCUUUCUCUUUCUGUCUUCUUCCUCUUCGUUAUUUUUUUACAGCCUUUUUUUUUCAACCUUUUCUCCUUUCACUUACGUUUUCCUCCUUAUUCUCUCUUUCUCUUUCUGUCUUCUUCCUCUUCGUUAUUUUUUUACAGCCUUUUUUUUUCAACCUUUUCUCCUUUCCCUUACGUUUUCCUCCUUAUUCUCUCUUUCUCUUUCUGUCUUCUUCCUCUUCGUUAUUUUUUUGUGUGUGUUUUACGCUUUUCACCUUUAUUAUGUUGUUUUCUCUUUUUCUUUCUUUCAGUCUUUCUUUCUUUCUUUCUUUUCAUCUUGUUUUUUUCCUUUCAAUUUCUUUCCGUUCUCUCUUUCUCUUCUUUCGUUUCGCCUACCUUUUUCUUUUGUUUUUCAUUUUUCAUCUCUAUCAUGUUCUCUCUUUCUUUAUUCCUUCACCAUUCUAUUUUCUACUUAUCUGCUCUCUCGUUUUUCCACUCUUUCUUUCUUUCUUUCUUUCUUUCUUUUCCUGGGUUUUUGACUUCUCUCUUUACUGUCUAUUUCUUUUUUCAUUCUUCUGCCUCUAUCUUUCUCUCCCUCUCUCUCUCUCAAACUCACUAUUCCAUUCAUUAUUUUUUGUUAUUUUUCUCUCUCUAUAAUGUUUACCAUCUCUUUCUCCGCCUCUCCCUCUCCCUUUGUAUACUUUCUAUUUAUCUCUCUUUGUUUUACACUCUCUAUCUUUUUGCCAUCUUUAUUCUUCUAUGUGUAUAUAUUCUAUCUAUCUAUCUAUCUAUCUAUCUAUCUAUCUAUCUAUCUUCUUCGUGCUCUCAAUUUCUCUUUUUCCCUCUUAUUUUCAUCUGCUAA